AAAUUAUUGAAAAGAGCAGCCCUACCCACUCCUCUCGCGCGAGAACACCUUCGACGGCGAUUCUUCCGGCAAAAUCCUUCGGCGGCGGCAGCAGCUUCAGAGGAUCGGCGACACAUUUGGGUGAGUGAAGGUUGGUUCGCACGUGACGGCGAUUCUUUCGUCAAAAUCCUUCGGCCCCGGCACCAUCGACGGCGGCGACUUCAGCGGCGGCAGCAGCUUCAAACGUAAAAUGUCCAAGGAGGAGAGCUUUGAAGUUGAUUUAACAACUGACUGCAGCCCCAAAUCUAGUAAGAAAAGAGCAAAAAGAAGAAAAAACAAAAAUAAGCAGUUAUUGAUGGAAGAUGCAGAUAUCAUGGAAAUGAAAGAAGUAGGAUCUGUUCAGCUGGGGGAAAGCAACAUAAACUUUGAUAGUGACAAAGUAAAAAAGAAGAAAAAGAGAAAGAAGAGUCCUCAACAAUGUGUAGAGGAGAGCUCUGUCAAGGAUGAGGCAGGAGAAUAUGAAAAUAGAGCAGAGACUUUUAUGAAAGAGGGUAGUACUUUCUCUAAUGGUGGAAGUGAGAAAUUUUUUGAAAAGAGGAAAAUUGCAUUGGAAGAUGCUGAGAAUGAAAGGUCUAGCAGCAUAGUCAGAGAAAACUCUGGAGAGAAGAUUCUAGAGUCGAACAAUGGAAAAGCAGAUCAAAGAAAUAUUAAGAGGAAGAAACGGCUCUUAAAGGAAACAACAAAUGCAGAUAUGCGUGGUAUUUGUUACUUGAGCCGCGUUCCUCCACACAUGGAUCCUUUGAAACUUCGUCAGAUCCUCUCACAGUAUGGGGAAAUACAAAGAAUUUAUCUUGCACCCGAGGAUGCUGCAAGUCAAGUUCAACGAAAGCGUUCCGGAGGGUUUCGAGGACAGUUUUUCUCAGAAGGAUGGGUUGAAUUUACUGAUAAAAGAGUUGCCAAGAAGGUGGCUAAUAUAUUGAAUGGUGAACAGAUAGGAGGAAGGAAGAGGUCAUCUUUCUACUAUGAUCUCUGGAACAUCAAAUAUUUGAGUAAAUUCAAGUGGGAUGAUCUCACUGAAGAAACUGCUUACAAGCAUGCCAUUCGGGAGCAGAAACUGGCUUUAGAAAUUUCUGCUGCCAAGAGGGAAAGGGAUUUCUAUCUUGCGAAAGUUGAUAAAUCACGUGCAUUGAAUUCCAUUGAAGAACGGCUAAAGAAGAAGCAGAAGUUGCGAGAAGAUUCAGAAAUGAAAUCUACACUUGCUGAUAGCCAGAAACUUCCAAAGUUGAUACGCAGCUUCCCACAAACACAACCAGUUGCAGAUUCUACAGUACAAAACAAGCAGAGACUGUCUACAAAUGUUCUGGCUGGGGUGUUUGGAAGUUCCUAGUCGUCUAUUUUCCAACCGCUGGAUUUACUAUCUAGAGACAUGGUUUUUUGUAGGCAGAGCCGAGCAAUAUUUGACGUAUCUCAUUACCCAACAGAGAAGGUGGAGAAGGAAUAGUUGUAGCUUUGAUAUUUGUAUUUGAUAAUUUUGGUAGGAAGCAUAGCCAAGUGAUGAAUCAUGAGGCAAGAGAAAAUUUUGAUCUUUUCUUGUAUUUAAAUUAAUUUUAACAAAGGUACAACCAAGGGUGUUGGAAUUUCAACACCAAAUGAAUAAUCUUAAAGAAAUUAAUUAGAGUUUGUCAAU
This is a messenger RNA of Benincasa hispida (wax gourd), 1666 nucleotides long. Its product is annotated as pre-rRNA-processing protein esf2. Gene Ontology annotation, cellular component: nucleolus. The record is from RefSeq and is a predicted model, not a curated record. NCBI's taxonomy places the organism in Eukaryota, Viridiplantae, Streptophyta, Magnoliopsida, Cucurbitales, Cucurbitaceae. Gene Ontology annotation, biological process: endonucleolytic cleavage in 5'-ETS of tricistronic rRNA transcript (SSU-rRNA, 5.8S rRNA, LSU-rRNA); endonucleolytic cleavage in ITS1 to separate SSU-rRNA from 5.8S rRNA and LSU-rRNA from tricistronic rRNA transcript (SSU-rRNA, 5.8S rRNA, LSU-rRNA); endonucleolytic cleavage to generate mature 5'-end of SSU-rRNA from (SSU-rRNA, 5.8S rRNA, LSU-rRNA). Gene Ontology annotation, molecular function: RNA binding.